AUGGGCAACAAACCGGGCAUAGGAGCUCAGAGGCACUCGACGGGCUCCGCGCGUCUUGUGCCCACGACUGCGCACCGGCAAAGCGCCAUAUGCGGCCCGCAACGGACCUCGCACCAAGGACCGGUUGUGCAAAGCCAGCCUCCUCUGCCGAUACCUCUACGUCCGCCUCCGCGUCCGCAGGAGUCGCAGUCCCCGUCUCCAUGCUCGUCAACAGCUUCGACGCCUACGGGUGACCAGAUAAUUUCGAAUUGGAAGCUCUUUAAUGAUCUUGAGAACCGAGAAGAGGCGGAAGCCUUAGAGCUGUCACUGUUUCUACAUGCGCUCGUAAACUACAUUCCUGGUCUUGAUGGAGUAAAACCGGAUGAGGCAUCGGACGAUCGUCCCAUCUUUCAGCCUGAAACAGGCAACAUUGACAUUGCCAACAUGUACGUACAGGGAAACGAGCUGGACAAGGUCAUUACGCUUCAGAAUGUGGAAAACUUGAUUGACUCGUGUCGUAACGGGCGAAAGAUCCCACGGAAUGUCGUGGUUCGCGUGGUCACCGAAGUGACGGCGCUGCUUCGGCAGAGUCCGACCAUGGUGGAGUUUACGAUUGCACCUGCGAAACAUGUUACCAUCAUUGGCGAUUUGCACGGACAGUUAGAUGACUUACUACUGAUUUUUCGUGAAAACGGUUUACCAUCCAAGUCCAACCCGUACGUGUUCAAUGGAGACUUUGUCGACCGUGGUGACCGCGGCGUGGAAAUUGCUGUCAUCAUUUAUCUGUUCAAACUGCUGUACCCGGGUCACGUUUUGUUGAAUCGUGGCAACCACGAGGAAAACUCGAUCACUCAACUGUUUGGAUUCAUGAAAGAAUGUGAUGUCAAGUACGACCGAUAUGUGUACGAUCUCUUCUGCGAGAGCUUUCGUUACCUGCCCCUUGCCACACUCAUUGACGAACGCGUCCUCGUCGUGCACGGCGGUGUUCCCCGUGACAAUAUGUUGGUCAAAGACUUUAACACGCUAGACAGGGCUGGCUACGAUCUCGCGCGGUACCGUAACAAGCCUAAGUGUCGGAAAGAGCGUGAAUCGUAUCGAAAGAUGCAGCUUAUGCGAGACUUGCUUUGGAGUGAUCCAAAAGAGACCAAGGGAUACGAAGAAAAUAAGCGUGGCGCCGGUACUAUGUAUGGUCCGGACAUUGUGCAAAAGUUCAUGAUGAAGAAUAAACUCACUCUUGUAGUUCGCUCACAUGAGUGUAUUCCACAAGGUUUCGAUUGGCCGUACAAAGAAAAUGGUAUGCUGGUUACGCUGUUUUCGGCAUCCAACUACUGUGGCAAGGCAAAUAAUUUGGGCUGCUUUAUGCACAUUCCUUCGGGAAGGGGCAAACCCGCGUUUUUCCAGUAUAUGGCAAAUGCCGAGAGUCGCGACAUGGCUGUGUCCAACUUAGAUGCACUUUUCUCGCUCAUCGUGCAGUACCGGUCUGAUUUGGUCCAGGAGUUUGAGGAAUUUGAUGAGGAGGAAUCCGGAAAGGUUACGGUUGAGGUGUGGGGUGCUAUUAUGGAAGACGUGUUGGAUUUGUCAUUGGAUUGGCACGCUCUUCAGCCGCUAUUGACUGCGCUAGACGAAGAAGGCUUGGUGCCAUAUAAUGAUUUCUUGGACCGAUAUAAUGCUACAGGUACCGUAACAUGCACCGAUGAUGACGAAAAUACCGAUAUAGUCGGCACAGAGCAGCGCAGCGCCUUCAAUUCGCUGUAUCGCCACCGCUCACGACUAGAAGCUCUGUUCCGUGUGCUUGACCGCGACGGCAACGGUACCAUUUCUGUAGACGAGCUAGAAAACGGCAUCAAGUUGCUAAACGAACACUUGCCUCCCGGAGCCAAGCCGUUCAGCACUAACGGCAUGGAUUACAUGCGCAUGAUGGACUUUAGCCACGACAACGAAAUCAACAUCAACGAGUUUAUGGAGGGCUUUCGUAUCAACGCAACUCUUACUGUUCAUGCGAAAUGGAAACGCGCGCGCAAGAAAAUGAAAGCGCUCAGUGCUAUGGGCGCUUUGCAUGGUCUCUCGCUACCUAGUCACGCGACCGCAGCUGCUUCAGGGAGUUCUGGUGAAGCAGCACAAACGGACGAAACCGACGAGACAUCCGAAGUAGUUCACCGCGAAUCAAGCACGUCUGAUCCGGAUCUCAAGGCGUCUCGCUCGCGUGCCCCUGCACCUUGGAUGUUCGAGCAACAUGGCAGUGUGCAGGUUAUUGCACCCGUUAUCUCAGGAACUAGUUCGGGUAAGGAUGGAGAUGACUCUGAAGAAGGCGAAGAAGUCGACAGUGUGCAGGUUAUUGCACCAGCUAUCCCAGCAACAGGUUUGGGUGAGGAUUGCGUUGCGGACGAAACCGGUUUCGAAGAAGGCACAGGAGUCGGCAGUGUGCAGGUUAUUGCACCGGUUGUCUCAGCAACUGGUUUGAGCAAGGACGAAGAUAGCUGUGAAGAAAACGCAGAGGUCGGCAGUACUUGCUGA
Peronospora matthiolae is the source of this 2493-nucleotide messenger RNA. The record is from the annotation of a GenBank genome assembly. Lineage: Eukaryota; Oomycota; Peronosporomycetes; Peronosporales; Peronosporaceae.